AACACUUUUUUUUAAAUAUAUUUUGUGAUUGUUUUAUAUUUGUCUUAAAUCAAUAUGAACUGCGAAGAGCUCAAAGAAUUACCGAAUUUGAAAUAUAUGCAAUUCAAGCCACCGCCGCCCAUACGCGGAGAUCCAUUCCUUAAUGAAAAAACGGAUACAAGUAAAAAUGGGGAUUGUUUGGAGGCGCUCAAAGAAUUGCCAUUGGAAUUUGUCGACGAAGUUGUGCCCGAGGAAAAUGUUACCGUUAAAUUUCGUGUUGAUGGCUCACGUAUUGUGGCACAAGUAUACACAAAUCGUUCAAGUAUUGCUGAUAUCAAAAAAGACAUUGGCAGUAAAUUUGAAGUUAAGCCAAAGUAUUUGGUACUCAAACAAAAUGAACGCGAAAUUCCGAAUCGUUGCCUACUAGCACAAACGGAUUCAAAUCAAUUUGGUAUAUAUGAAUUUGAUUUGGAAUUAUUGGACAUUGCGGAAAUGUAUCUCGAAGAUGGUGAAGAGCCACCAAAGCUUGAUUUGAAUAUUUACUAUAACAAAUAUCAUAUGCCUGAUUUUAUAACUGUAAACGUCGAAGAUGAGGAGGGUAAGACCAAGACCAUUGUGGUGGAAAUAUUGAAUAAAGCCAUUAUAAAGCCUUUUUUAUGUGGUUAUCGUGACAAGGCGACGGGUAUUGAGUACUUGGAUGCGUUCACUCAAACUGGUCCUUAUUUUGAUAAAAUGAAGUUUGAUCGCUUCAUCAGCAGAGAUACGCAGACUUAUGAAUUCAAAGGAAAAGAAAUUGACACUGCACAUGAGCAAUCCACUCAGUGUUUUCAAGAUGGCAACAAUGUGCUGUAUGUAUCCGCUGCCGCAGACUACACCAUAACCCCGGGAAAAUACCAAACUUAUGCACAAAAAAUGCGCCGCGAAAAUAAACUCGCAAAAAUCAUACUGAUUCAACGUAAUUUCCGCCGUUACUUAUUGUGGCGUUUCAUGCAGAAUGCGGCCGCAAAGUAUCGUCGCUUGGUGGCGAAUCGCAAGGCCGAGGAGGCUCGUCUCGAGGCGGAAGCUGAAAAGCGUAUCAAACGCAUUGAAUUGGCAAAACAGUUUCCACAAACAAAAGAUGACUUUGAAAUGUUGUACGGCGAGGUGCAGAAGUGGAAGAUAGCCGAGCUAAAGCGUAUUGCCAGAUUAUAUGAAGGGCCAGCUCGAAUUGCUGAGGUCAAUGUAUUGCUUGACAAGGAGAUACAACUGCGCAAUGGUAUUGAAAAGCAACGCGUCAUUGUCAGAAAGGCAAUGGAGGAUUUUCGCAAUGAAAAAAUGUUAACUAAGUUGGGUGAGCCAAUCACAUGGGUCGGUUAUAAAGAUAAUAUAAUUCACUUAGAUCUGUUACGCACCCAACGUGCACGAUUUCUUUCCGAAGUCUAUAAGGAUAUGCAAAGGAAAGUUAACAGAUCAGAUCGUCUGGAGCUUUUAGCAAAGGUGAAACGGAUUUUAUUGGAUGAACGGGAAUAUCCGGAUUUCGGAGAGCUCUUUGAUUUGAUACAGCGUGAAAUAAACUUGCUGCUCCAUACAAAAUAUUGUGACGUCGAAAUUUUACGUAAACGCCAGAAUAUUUUAUGGUUGGAACUUAUCAAAUUCUCUAAGGAUAAGUCAGCGGAUCUUGGUGAGAAACGUAUGUGCGAAGUGUGCAAAGUGGUCAAACCGUAUAAUCAGUUUGCAUUGAGGACGCGUCAAAAUAAUGUUGACACUUGCAAGCGUUGCUAUUACAUAAAGAUCGCUUCGACGGACAACAAGACAUAUGCGGCCAUAUUGCGCGCCAUUCAACGUGACGAGCGCAAGCGCCGCUGCAAUGCAUCAUUCGCGUUUGUGCUGCAAAUGGAUGACAUACGUUACAUAAUUGACCAAAUUUGGCAUAGUCAUUCAAUACUUAGCAAGAAUGCGGUAUUGAGCAAUUUGCGGUUGCCACGCUGGUUGAAAGGUGAAGAUUGGUCACCGUGGAAUUGCAUUUGCCUUACCGAGUCUGAGGCACGCGACCAUUAUAGACUUGACGAUCCGACAACAGUUUAUGACCCUAAAUUGGUGCUAGAGGUUGGAAAUAGGCAUAUGUUGGCACGCGCUGCAUUCCAUAAGAUGAGCGAAGUUGCAACCGAAUUCGUUGAGACGGGUCAAUGGUUUCACGUUGGGUUGAAUAAGCAGCGUACUGUCUUUCCACCGGAUGAAUAUCCGCGUUCUGGUUUCCCUAGUAAAUCGGCUAAUCCAGUUGUACUUAAGGAGAAGAAAAAAUGCAAUUGAAAUGGGUUGACACGAAGGGAUGGGAUGGAUAAUAUAUCUUCAGCCAAUUGAAACAUUAUAAGUAUAUAUUAGCACAAAUAUUGUUUUU
This is a messenger RNA of Ceratitis capitata (Mediterranean fruit fly), 2356 nucleotides long. RefSeq names its product IQ and ubiquitin-like domain-containing protein. The transcript has 10 exons. Gene Ontology annotation, cellular component: motile cilium; acrosomal vesicle. The record is from RefSeq and is a predicted model, not a curated record. Lineage: Eukaryota; Metazoa; Arthropoda; Insecta; Diptera; Tephritidae. Bases 55 to 2268 code for a protein of 737 amino acids. Gene Ontology annotation, biological process: cilium assembly.